Molecule: messenger RNA, 4389 nt
Organism: Toxotes jaculatrix (banded archerfish)
Lineage: Eukaryota; Metazoa; Chordata; Actinopteri; Toxotidae
Product: xylosyltransferase 1-like
Exons: 12
Coding region: 1-2790 (929 amino acids)
Biological process (GO): chondroitin sulfate proteoglycan biosynthetic process; heparan sulfate proteoglycan biosynthetic process
Cellular component (GO): membrane
Molecular function (GO): protein xylosyltransferase activity
Source: RefSeq, a predicted model, not a curated record
AUGGUUGGCGGCUUGUGUGCUCGCAGGUUGGCCCGCCGGUCGCGGUCCGCCCUGAUAGCAGCCCUCACGGUGCUGCUGGUGCAGACGCUGAUUGUGUGGAACUUCAGCAGCCUCGACUCCGGCGAAGACAGGAGAAACGGAGGCUCCAGCGAGCGGGAGAAGAGGGACCGGGUCGCGGGCAACAAAGCCGCUGGCAGCGACUAUUUCCAGCACGGGGUCCGGCAGCAGCAGCAGCGGCGGCAGCAUCUUCCUCCGCCUGGGAGGGGGACGUCUCGCCACAUACAGCAGCCGGAUGGAUAUUAUUCCCACCGGCCAAAGGAGAAAAAUAGAGUCGACAGCAACAACGAGAACUCUGUGCCCAAAGAUUUUGAAAACAUAGACAAUAGUAACUUUGGUGCGCGCUCGCAGCCACACCGGCAGUCCGUAGGUGCCACCAGCAGCAAGCAGCAGCGGGAGCAUCUGCAGGAGAAAGCCCACGCCCAGCAGCAGGCCUGGCGGGACAACCCCCCCAGUCUGGGCCGCAGCUCGAACGAAGUGCUGCCUGUAGGCCACCAGCCGCUGGCGGUCGGCAACAAUGCCUCCUACCCAGGUGGUCAGGGCGUUGUGGGACACCCCCACAGGAGGCAGCCAACUGCAGCACCGCUGGAGGUGACCUACGACCAGCCACCCAAGUGCGAGAUCAGUGGGAAGGAAGCCAUUUCAGCUCUCUCCAGGGCCAAGAGCAAGGAGUGCCGGCAACAGAUCGCGGAGGUGUACUGCAGACACAAGGAAGGGCAGCUAAUGCCUGAGAAGGUCACUCGCUACUGCCCCCUUGAGGGUAAAGCCAAUGUGAAUGUCCAGUGGGAUGAAGACUCUGCUGAGAGCUUUCCAUUAAAACCAGUGAGAAUAGCAUUUGUCCUUGUGGUCCACGGACGAGCCUCUCGCCAGUUUCAGCGCCUCUUCAAAGCCAUCUACCACACCUCGCACUACUACUACAUACAUGUUGAUCAGCGCUCCAAUUACCUGCACAGGCAGGUGCAGGCGUUGGCUGCUCAGUAUCCCAAUGUGAGGGUGACACCCUGGCGUAUGGCCACCAUCUGGGGUGGUGCCAGCCUGCUGACCAUGUAUCUUCGCAGCAUGGCUGACUUACUGGCCAUGAGGGACUGGAGCUGGGAUUUCUUCAUCAACCUCAGUGCUGCUGACUACCCCAUCAGGACCAAUAACCAGCUGGUGGCCUUCCUGUCCAAAUACAGAGACAUGAACUUCAUCAAGUCCCAUGGCAGGGACAACGCCAGGUUUAUACGUAAGCAGGGUCUGGAUCGGCUGUUCUACGAGUGCGACACCCACAUGUGGAGGCUGGGUGAUCGUAAAAUCCCAGAAGGCAUCUCGGUGGACGGGGGCUCCGACUGGUUCCUUCUCAACCGCAUGUUUGUGGAAUAUGUCAUCAACUCCAAGGACGACCUGGUCACCAACAUGAAGCGCUUCUACGCCUACACUCUGCUGCCUGCCGAGUCGUUCUUCCACACAGUGCUGGAGAACAGUGCCUACUGUGAGAGCAUGGUGGAUAACAACCUGCGCAUCACCAAUUGGAAUCGUAAACUUGGCUGUAAGUGCCAGUACAAACACAUCGUGGAUUGGUGUGGAUGCUCCCCCAAUGAUUUCAAGCCUUCAGAUUUCCACCGCUUCCAGCAAACAGUGCGACCCACCUUCUUUGCCAGGAAGUUUGAAGCCAGCGUGAACCAGGAGAUAGUGAACCAGCUGGACGCCUACCUGUUUGGAUCGUUUCCCCAGGGAACGCCGGCGCUAAACUCAUACUGGGAGAACGUGUACGACGAGCCAGAUGGCGUGGCCAGCCUGUCAGACACGCAACUCACGUACUACCACUCCUUCUCACGUCUGGGCCUGGCCAGGGCCGCCGCCUCACUGCAGGGAAACCCAAAGGAUCACAGCUGCAGGUACUUCCCCAUGGGCCACCCAGUGUCAGUGCAUGUCUACUUCCAGUCAGACCAGUUCCAGGGCUACCUGGUCAAGCACCAUGCCACCAAUCUGGCCACUAGCAAGCUGGAGACUAUGGAGACCUGGGUGGCACCCAAGAAGAACUUCAGGAUAACCACCCCUCCCACCAGCACAUUCAGCAGGUUGCAGUUCGCAGAGAUCGGCACAGAGUGGGACGCCAAAGAACGUAUGUUCAGAAACUUUGGCGGCUUAAUGGGCCCCAUGGACGAGACAGUGGGCAUGCAGAAGUGGAGUAAGGGGCCUAACGUCACUGUCACAGUCGUGUGGAUCGACCCCACCAACGUCAUCGCAGCCACCUAUGACAUUCUGAUCGAUGCCAGCGCCGAAUUCACCCACUACCGCCCGCCUCUGAACCAGCCUCUGCGACCGGGAGUGUGGAGCGUCCGCAUCCUGCACCACUGGAGUCCUGUGGCUGAGAUGAACUUCCUUAUUGCCCCUCUGUCGUACAACAAACACCAGCCCAUAAGACAAGAGGAUGCUCUGAAGCUCCACAACGGGCCAGCAAAGAACAGCUAUAUGGAGCAGAGUUUCCAUGGCCUCAACCCAGUUCUCAACAUCCCUGUCAGCCUGGGAUACGUGGAGCAGGCCAAAAGGAAUGCAGCGCUGACCAGCCCAGAGCUCGAUCUUUGGCUAGACAGCCUGGUGGGUGAGCUGUGGGAAGCGGCUGACGUCUGCGCCGUGGGCCCUACCGCCUGUCCUGUCAUGCAGGCCUGUUCCAAGAACCCUUGGAGCUCUCUGAGCCCAGACCCCAAAUCCCAGCUGGGAGCACCGCGUGCAGACGGGCGCAUCAGGUAGCAGCGAGGCCUCCAGCUGGACGGGAGGUCACGGCACACGAGAUUCACUGCUGAUUUUUAUUUAUUUAAUGGGUUUAAUGCAGGUGGGGAAAGGAAAAGUGUUCUUCCUCUGUCUCUGGAUAAGAAGAAAACAAAAGAAAAAGUGGAUUUUUUUUGGAGGUUGGUGAGGGUGUCUGGACAGAAAGCAAGAAGAAUGAUUUUCAGAUCCUCCCACGGGGUUCCUCCUUUUAGGGGAUUAUGCUGGCUUUGCUAUUUCAGUUUCUCAGUGUAUUUAUUUUUCUUCUCAUGGCUGAGUUUUACUGUGAUCAAACGUUGCAAUUUUCGAGCAUCUAUUUUGCUGCUGAAUGAAUUAUGAAGUCAGCUUUUAAAGCCCUGCACGGGGCACAGCGGUCAUGUGAGUGUGGAUUGUCGACACUGGUGGCAGACUAAGAUCUGCUGCAAUAAGGCCUUAGAUGUAACACAUACAGUAUUUGAGGAGGUGGCCUGGUACUGAAUUAAAUGUGCCUCCUUAAAGUUUAUGUCAGCAUAAACAAAAUGAGAUGAUAUCUGAGUGUUCAGAUUAACCCAAAAUGUCAAAAAGAUUAUUUUGAUAUGACUCAGAUACAGCAACAUUGAAAGCAAGUCUCCCAAUUAUGAAGAAACUUUGAACAACAAAUAUUUUAACAUUAUUAAAGCCAAUUACUUCAAACCUCUGAGUUUCUGAUAGUGACUCUGUCUGUAAAUCAGUAGAAUAAAUCAGUAACAGCAGCACAACUUCCUUCAGUUCAGUGCCUGAUCAGGAUGUGAAACUGUUGUGACAUCUGCUGCUGUCACAUUUGGUGUAUAUGAAAGAAAGACAAAUACAAAUACAGAGGCCUUCUCAGCAUAUUUACAACUAUUUGGACUACAAUAGAAGUUAAAUGUAGACAUAUUAGCAUUCUAAAUUCAUAAACGCUUCAUUUGUGGUCAUUGUACAAUAGUAUAUUUAGACUUAACAUUGAAAUAGUGUAGAUUUCUUUAAUAAAACCCAGAUGUUGUGACAGGCAGAGGACAAAGAGAGACUUGUUUUGUCUUGUUUUUCUUUUUUCUUUUUUCUUUUUUUUUUUUUUUUUUUUUUUACCAAACUGCCUCAAACUUGAAACACGGUUAUCUCAAACUGACCUUAAAAUUCUCAUCCUUCUAUUCAGUAUCAUCUUUUUUUUCUAGUCAUUUCAAUGAUUCUUAAUGUUGUACAUAAUUAUACAAGAAGUCUCAAAAAUUGUGUGAAUGAGGGGGGGUGAGUCCAUGAGUCGCUAUUUAUUUAUAAGUUUAUAUUAAUACUGAUAUUUUUAGUCAGUGACUAAAUAACUGCGACGCUGCCUUGGCAGCAUGAUAAAUAUUUUUUUGUAAAGAAAGCCGCCUUUAUUUACAAAGGCCAACACCCCAAACUUAUACUGUACCUUUUUAUGGCCCGCACUUGUGUGUUAGUCAGUGUUGUCCUGUCUGAAUAGAUCUUCUUGUCUCGGUUUCUUACAUGGCUGUUUGCCAAGUGCAUCACAAGAGAAAGCCACCCCGACCUGUGAGGUCACAGGUCAGCUGCCUAACAACCUCACCAAACACAGAAGGUGAACGAAAACACUCC